AUGGCCUCACCACCCCUCUCCCCAACGGUGACCCACACCCUCGAAGCACACGGAAUCCUAGGCUCCCUGACCUGGGCAAUCCUCUUCCCCCUCGGCGCCAUAAUCCUCCGCCUCAUCAACUCGCCCAAAGCCUGGCUGAUCCACGCCGCCAUAAUGUCCUUCUCGCUCAUCGUCUUCGCCGUCAACGUCGGCACGGGACUCUGGGUCGUGAUGGAUUCGUGGGGGACCAAGGUCGGCGACCUCAACCGCGACCUCGGCAUAGGAAACGCCCACACCAUCCUCGGCCUCGCCACAUUCGCCUUCGCAGGGCUGCAACCUUUUCUCGGUCUAAUCCACCACUUCAUGCAAAAAGGCAGCGGGUGGUUGACCAAGAAGACGUUCAUCGGGGCUGCGCACGUCUACAUUGGCCGGUUACUGAUCUUGCUCGGAAUCAUCAACGGCGGGAUCGGCCUGCUGUGGGGGCGCACGAGCUCAAGGGCUCAGAAUAUCGCGUACGGCGUGGUAUGUGCGGUGGUCUGGGUGGUUUAUAUUUUGAUGUCGCUGGGUUACGAGGUUAGGAGGGAGAAUAGGAGUGUUGAGACGGCGAAGGGGCUUGUUGAGAGGAGUUGGGCGGGGAGUGGGAGCUUGGAUAGUAGUCCGACUGAGGGGGAGGGGAAGUUUAAGGUCUGA
Molecule: messenger RNA, 669 nt
Organism: Fulvia fulva
Lineage: Eukaryota; Fungi; Ascomycota; Dothideomycetes; Mycosphaerellales; Mycosphaerellaceae
Exons: 3
Coding region: 1-669 (222 amino acids)
Source: RefSeq, a predicted model, not a curated record